UCAUUACGUAGUUGCUUAAGAAAGUUAAAUUAAAUUAGCCGCAGUCUACAAAAUACACCAUGAAUUCCUGUAAGAUAUUCUUGUCAAUAAUGUUCAUCGUGUCCGAAGCUUUUCAAGAUUUCUCGUAUACCCCAAUUUCGGCGAUGAAUUUUAACGUUCUUCACAGAAAUACUGAAACUAUACACACAACGAUGAAUAAGAUGUUUAAAUCGUUGAAAUUAAGGAAGAGUUUUAAGGAGUCCACGAAAAUACGACUGUUGUUAACUAUGCAUAAGAAUUUAAUAAGCAUUUUAAGAAAUAGCUAUAAAAACCGUGAAGUUGAUAAUAAUGCUGAUAACAUAACUAUAAAAGAAUAUCCGAAUAACAAUAUAAUAGAUGAAAUAUUAGAAGAAGAACAUUGGCAGCAAUUUUUUUCCCCAAAUGAAACGGCACAAAAUAGCACAGCCAAUUCAGAUGGCCUAACAGAGCAUGUAACUUGGCACCUUCAACAAUUUCUUUUGAAAAUAGAUGAAAUUAAGAAGAAGCAUCAGAAUAUAAACAACGAUACUCUCUCUGAUAAAAAUUCUACUAAUACACAAAACAAAACAUUGACGAGGAGAUCUGGAAGAAGAAUGACUCAACUUAAGGCUUGGAUUCCAGAUGCAGACCAAAACCUUACUAAUAUCAACAGAAGAAUCUACAACAGUAAGAGAACUAAAAUCAAAAAGUAUCCCUUCAUGGCUAGCGUCCACUUGUCAGGAGACUUCAUCUGCGCUGGUUCCAUCAUCAGCAGAGACCUCAUCAUCACGUCAGCAUCGUGCUUGCAAAUAGCCUAUCUCCACCGUCACAAUCAACAGUUCAAAAGCAAUGUCUCAGUCAGAAUCGGCAGCGACUUCGCCACCCACGGUGGCGAGUUCGUAGCCAUCUCUCAAAUCUACUUCCAUCCCCUUUACAACCCCGAGAACUUGAAGAACAACCUGGCAAUCUUGAGGAUGAACAAACAUCAACACUUCUCGAAAAAGAGGAAGAUCAGAAGAAUUGUGUAUGACAAAACAACGGGCGACUUGGCGAAUAAUGUGAACAGGGUUACGAUCGUUGGGUGGGGUGCGAAAAAUGAACUCAAUCUCCAAGACCCUUCAACUAAACUUUCACUCGGUCAUCUCGAUCUAUACGAUUUAGGAGAAUGUAAAGCUGUGUAUUCCACUUUCUACGUGAAUGAGCAAAACUUCUGCGCUGGGUUUAUCUCCAAAGGCUCUGGAGCAUGCGAUAAAGACGUCGGUGACCCUGCUGUCGUGGCUGGAGUUUUGGUGGGUGUAGUGAGCUUCGGACCCCCACUCUGUGGCACUCCAGACGCUCCUACAGUCUUCACCAGGCUUGGCAUGUAUGUGAGCUGGAUCGACGGCAUCAUAAGGAUGGAUCCAACUAAAAUUACUAAAAGCAAGCCCAUUCUAAGAAUGCCCAUUGUAAGAUCUUCAACCCAAAAACGUAAAGGGGUGUACGGACUUGGGCGUAUAAGUUUCGACUACCCUGAAGAUUUUUUUAUCUUGAACAAGAUAUUGACAAAUAUAUCUAGACCAAACGCGUAUGAAGUUAAAGACUUAAUCAACGAGGGAUUUAACAAGGAAAUCUUUGAAGAUGUGGUGACACCUCGAAUGGACAUGAGGCAUCACCCAUUAGCAAACAGAAGUGUAUUUGGAAUGUCUGGUGUAAAUUUUCCUGACCAAAAAUAUGCCACUAAACAGAAAAAAAUUGUACUGGGUACUACACCGAAUGUUCUAGGUAUAAAUUUAGCAGGACCUAAAAUCGAUUUUAAUGAUUACGUUGACACUAAAAAACUGGGUGAAAUGUUGGAAGUGUUGUAUCACCAACACAUGUCGCAUUUACUACCCACAUCGAAACACCCUGUUCCAGUUACAACAAGACAUAAGUGGAUAGGACGCAAUGGUGACGUUGACAUCAACCGUCCAAUGAUGACCACGCCAUUGUUUGAUGAAGACGAUGGUGACGUAGGCAAAGGUAGUGACGCAUCAUCUGAAAACUACGAAGAGACGGAUUCAGAUGAAGGCAUGAGCAUUGAAGUAAAAAGGGCAACAAUAAAACCCAUUUAUGGAACUACACAACUUGUGACAGACUCUGGUGAAAACAACAACAAAGAUUAUGAUGAUAAAAACGUUAAAACUACAGGAAAAUUAAGCCCUACCAAAUAUGACGAUUACUUAAAUAUAUUUUUUGCUUUGGGAAAGAAGGCUAUUGAAGAUUCUGAUCGUACAAAUAAUGAAGAUGAAUAUUCCAAUCCAAACAAUGUGGUUUGGAUAUCAGAGGAUGAGUUUAACUUUAGUCAGGAUCCUGAAAGUAUUGACUUGAAUAUCGCAAACACAUUCACGAGAGCACGUUAG
Molecule: messenger RNA, 2375 nt
Organism: Ostrinia nubilalis (European corn borer)
Lineage: Eukaryota; Metazoa; Arthropoda; Insecta; Lepidoptera; Crambidae
Exons: 7
Coding region: 60-2375 (771 amino acids)
Biological process (GO): proteolysis
Molecular function (GO): serine-type endopeptidase activity
Source: RefSeq, a predicted model, not a curated record